Molecule: messenger RNA, 2525 nt
Organism: Mya arenaria
Lineage: Eukaryota; Metazoa; Mollusca; Bivalvia; Myida; Myidae
Exons: 12
Coding region: 17-2113 (698 amino acids)
Biological process (GO): cell-cell adhesion
Cellular component (GO): cell-cell junction
Molecular function (GO): cell adhesion molecule binding
Source: RefSeq, a predicted model, not a curated record
GUUAUCAACAUUAAACAUGCACAUUGACAUUAGGUGCUUGUUUACAUACAUAAUGUAUGCCAUCCAUACUUUUGUAGAUAUCUUGAUUUGUUUAGGAUUACCAUUAGGAAUAAGCGGACAACAUACUGUUUUGUCUCCAGUUGACCCCGUUGGUUGGGAAGGCGAACCUCUGACUCUGACGUGCGAGAGCAGCGCGGAAGAUGUCGUUGGAUUUGGAUGGAACUCGAGAAAUCGGUCCGACAGCAGUUGGUUUCAUCUGGUCGCAAUUAUCUACAAUGAUGUUGCAAACCUGACCUGCGCUUUUCCGGCGGCUGAAUGGGCACCAAAUGCUGCUCUCUUUGACUAUAAUUGCAUUCUCCGUACAAAACAUUCGCUGACUCUGAAAAAUCUAACUUUUGACAACCGUUGGGAUGAGUGGGUUUGUAGAUCCUAUUCGCCUACAAUUGAAAGCAGCCAUGUGAAUGUUUCAGUACUAGUUCCAGUAAAGUUAGUAAACAUUGAGCAACCGACUGUUGAUACACUUCGUAUAAUAGAAAAUAGCUCAUAUACCUUUGUUUGCAUGGUGAUGAGGUCAUUACCUGCCGCUUCAGUACUUUGGUAUCACGACAAUAAAACACCUGGAUUACCAGCGGACGACGUCACACUUACGUCAAGAGCACUCGUUACAACAGAAGAAAUUUUGAAUGCCGACAGUACUUUUAAAACAACAAGUUGUAUGGAUUUUCAAAUUUUUCGAAGUUAUCAUGGUGUGAAUUUAUACUGCUCUGCCAGUAACAGAAAUGAUAGUAGACACGUGUCAAAUAGAAACAUAUUCAUAGACGUCCUGUAUGGACCACAAGUCGAACUGAUACCACUAUUCAACAUACCUGAAGGAAAUGAAUUAUCUUACAAAUGCGGAUAUAUUCCUGGAAAUCCAUCCGAAGCAACAUUCUCAUGGAGUCGAACAUCCGAUGACAAACACUGGAAUGGGCAGACUCUCAUCAUAAAUUCGACGCACCGUUCGGAUGACGAUAUAUAUACGUGCAAAGUAUCAAAUCUAAUGACGACAUCUGAGAAUGAAACACAGAUAGGCAGCGAUAUUAAAACAAUGCGGGUCAACGUUCAAUAUAGAUCAGAUGUAAUUGAAUUUUAUGUAGACGGACUUGAACGAAAACAAAGUGUCAUAAAAGCGGAAAGCGAGCUUGUAACGUUUGUGUGUACGGUUGAUAGUAACCCCGGGUCAACAAUAGAACUCAUAAAAGACAAUGAAGUGAAGCACAGUGUUCAUGAUACCAACUUCAUUCAAUUCCCAACCGUAAGAUGUACCUGCUGGGAUGCUGGUGUUUAUUCAUGCAGAAGUAGCAACCAAUUCAACCACGACGGACCGUCGGUGAAAAACAUAGAACUUAUUAUUACAUGCUCUCCAAGACGAAUGCCGGGAGUUCGGAUACAGCAGACAUUUUCAAGUCCCACACAUCAGAACGUCACCUUGUCCUAUCGAUUAUUUGCGUACCCUGUCCCAAAACCUUGGCAAUUCGUUUGGCGUAGAUGUCCAGAAAAUGACACCUGUGUUGACAUCACACUCAACAUAACAAAAUUCGCUGCGUCAUCUUCUGGAUUAACCUGUUCUCUUACGGUGAUCGGUGUUAAGCCGGAAGACUACGGAACAUACACACUUACAAUUACAAAUGACAUCGGGAAUGAUUUAACAGAAAAGUUCCUGUUGAUCAGAGAAGCAUCGCCGAUUAAUGAAUCAUCGUCGUCCACUGUUGGUGUGGCGAUUGGUGUUAGUGCUGCUGGUUUUGUUGUUGCAGUGGUCGCUGCUAUUUCUUUUUUUGUUGUGAAGCGAAAAUACAUAUCGUCAUGCCCUUGCAAAAGAAGCUCUGGUAGAAACAGUAUGUAUCAGUCGUCUACAAACAAAGUCGUCGAAAUGGCUUAUUUUAAAAGAGAUCAGAGACACACCACAAGUGUAAACACACCAGAUGUUUCUGAUGCCUAUGACGAGGUAUCGACAAUGGAAGCCUUCCGUUAUGAAACUUUAGAUAUAAACAAGAUCGGGACCCAGACAUAUGUGGAAAUCCAUUCAAGUGGUAACGAUUCACAGCAACAGAAACCACAACUGCAUCAACAAUAAAAAUGCGAAAUGCCUAGAUAUGAGGGAGUAUUUCAGGUGGCUGACCAGCAAUACCAGAACACAGCAUUUUAAUGAUCAAGAUAGAUUUACUUUGAGAAGGUGGCUGACCAGCAAUACCAGAACCCAGCAUUUUGAAGAUCAAGAUAGAUUUACUUUGAGAAGGUGGCUGACCAGCAAUACCAUAACACAGCAUUUUGAAGAUCAAGAUAGAUUUACUUUGAGAAGGAGGCUGACCAGCAAUACCAGAACCCAGCAUUUUGAAGAUCAAGAUAGAUUUACUUUGAGAAGGAGGCUGACCAGCAAUACCAGAACCCAGCAUUUUGAAGAUCAAGAUAGAUUUAUUUAAAGAGAAGUCUACGAAUAUUGUUAUGUCUGUUCAUGUAAAGAAUAAACAAAAUGAAAUAAAAACAAC